GUCACCCAGCCGUACACAGAUUCUGGUAAACGACCCUUACCAUCUCCCCAAGACGUGACUAUCCACCUGAAGCUGGGAGCUGACUCCCCACAAGUCAGGGGUGGCCCCUGACCUGGCUGGAGGACCUGACCUGGCUGGGAGGCCACCUCGGAGAGCGCAGCAUCAGUUGAAAGGCGGAGGUUACCUGACCGUCUUCCUCUUCGGAUCUUCCCCCUCCCCCUCCCGCCAUAUAUGUGGUUCCUGACAUGCCACGUUUGCAGGCAGGGUUCUCAGACCCCCAGUGACCCGAGCGCGGUGAAGUGGCGCGCAAGACCACACCUGACAAGCGCGCGCAGGUUAUCGGCGAGGCGUGGAGGCGCGUAGACCUCUUCCUCGUUCGAAAAGGGAUAACGUAAAGCGCUUGCCCUGAGGAAUUCCCGGGAUGACCAACAAGUGUGAACGAUGCGUGACACAUCCUGCGACAUCUGGUCAAUAUUUGGCAUCACUGCAUGUGGCAACGUAGCCUGCCAUUUCUAUGCCAUGGCCACCGGGCGUCGCCUCCUGCUGACGGACCUGCUGCUGGUGCUGUUCGGCAUCAGCUCGUGGCUCGCCGUGAACGGCAUCUGGGUGGAGCUGCCGCUGCUGGUGGCCGCGCUGCCCGAGGGCUGGACGCUGCCCUCCUACCUCUCCGUCAUCGUGCAGCUGGCCAACGUCGGGCCGCUGCUGUACACGCUGCUGCGGUACCGGCUGCUGCGUCGCUCGACCAGACUCGACUCGCUGGUCGUGUACGGCAUGCUGGUGACGGGCGCCGCGGCGUGCUUCCUGUCGGCGCUCUUCUGGCAGCGCACGUCCACCGUGGCCGGCGUCGAGCACAGCACGGCGCUGUUCGUCCUGCUCUUCUUCAUCGCGCUGGUCGACUGCACCAGCAGCGUGGUGUACGUGCCGUUCACGGCCCGCUUCGGCAGCCGCUACCUCGUCUCCUACAUGGUCGGCGAGGGCCUGAGCGGCCUGCUCCCCAGCCUAGUGGCGCUGGCGCAGGGGGUCGGCGGCAACGCCGAGUGUGUCAACAGCAGCGCGGGCAUCAACGGCACCUUCCUGACACCGGCGCCGCUGAAGCCGCGCUUCCCCGUCGCCGGCUUCUUCUACUUCCUGUUCGCGAUGAUGGCGCUGAGCUGCGUGGCGUUCGCGCUGCUGCUGCACCUUCCGCGGCUUGAGGCGUCGCGCGAGCGCGGCUCGCCGCCCUCCUCGGACGCGUCGGACGCCUCGCCGCGCGGGGGCUCGCCGACGCGCCUGUACGCCGUCGAAGCGCCGGCGCCGGCGCCAGCGGCGCCCGUCUGGCGCUGGCGCUCACUGCUGCCGCUGCUCGUCCUCCAGGCGCUCAUCAGCUUGCUGGCCAACGGCUUCCUGCCGAGCGUGCAGUCGUACUCGGUGCUGCCCUACGGCAACUUGGCCUUCCACCUGGUGGCGACGCUCUCGCUGAUGGCCAACCCGGCCGCCUGCCUGCUGCUCUUCCUGCUGCCCGUGCGGCGGGCGGCGGUGGCCGCCGGCUGCGCCCUGCUGGGCGGCCUGUGCGCCGUCUACCUGCUGCUGACCGCCGCCGAGAGUCCGGCGCCGCCGCUGCAGGGCACCGCCGCCGGCGAGGCGCUCGUGGUGCUCGGCUGGGUGCUGUUCGUUGGUCUGACCACAUACGCCAAGGUGGGUAUCGCCGGCCUGCUGCGGCCGUGGGGCGGCAGCGCCCUCUUCUGGUACGGCGCCGCCACCCAAGCCGGCUCCCUGGUGGGCGCUGUAGCCGCCUUCUUGGCCGUCAACGUCUUCAAUCUCUUCACCGGCUACUACCCCUGCUGAGGUCCCUCGCCUUGAGAUGCCACAUGUUCACCUGUAUCGCGUGUGGUCGUGAAGAAAACACGGGCUCGCGUCGCCACUGGACUGCGGCGCUGUAUACGUGCCUUGUAUCGUCGAGUUGUUUCGUCGUUAGCUAUAGGAGUAGAGGAAGGAGGGCCUGUAGCCUCCAACUGCUUUUGGUGUUUUAGCCAUGGUGUCUUAUCAGAGCGGAGCGGAGCGUUUGUGUUCUAAACGUCAGAAUUUCUCAGAGUCUUGGAUAUGGACCGCAGAGACGGUUGUCGUAACGGUGCGCAGAUGUUUAAAAGGAAACCUGCUACAGCGGUACUGCGGUUACACUACUGCUGCUGCAUCGAUGGCUGUUGGUUGUUGGCUGAGAGUAAUUCUACCGCAGUGGUCCAGCAGUAAUGCUACUGCUUUGGUGGCUGUAGGUGUUUGCGUUCAACGGCCUGGACCUAUUGAUGAAUGUUUUUUUUUUCAGUCUGGGUAUGCAGUCAGCACAGCCGUCCGUAUUGUGCGCAUGACAUCUCUUUUGCGAUGAAUUUUCUCUUCACUGUAUAAAGAGCACUGUGAGGGGCGCAUACGCCGCAGUAGCUCCUCACUGUGGUACAAUUUCAGCCUAAAGCGUUUUGGCCGCAAACAGAUUGUAAACGUGGCAGUGUUUCAUUUGCUCGGGAUGUUCUGGAGUUGCAAAGGUGCGUUGGAUUAAGAAUUGUCUGCUGAUUUUGAGUAAAACGCCGUUGGAAACUAGGUCGGACCAGUCCGUUAAAGCUUCACUUCACGGAAGGGGGAUAGGCUGGGUCAUCCAGCUGACUCAUUCCGCUGGUGAUCUGAGGUGCUGCGACCACCAGCGGCGCACGCAGGAUUUUACAGUGUGAACGGAUUUCAAAAUUUCUUGAAAAAUGGUUAACGUGCUACAGGCGUAUGAAAUUUCAUUAAGGCGUAAAACAUCAUCGCAUGUUUGCUCUUUAUUUUUUGCGUGUGGACGUCAGAUUUUGUGUCAACAUUUAUUCACGCACAUGUUUAUGCACGUAAUUUGUCUGGUGGGAAGGUGGCCACGUGCCGCCUGGGGCCGCCAUGAGAACACGCUACCGGCGACAGACACAUCCAUUGGCCACUCGCUGUACUGAACCUUUGUUCGUGGGCUAGGUAAAAGCGAUACACUGCAAUAGUGCAAUAGCGACAUUGGUUAUCGCCGUGCCCGAGUGGUACCAUAGUGGGGCCCGAGCUCACAGAAUCCCCGACGGCGAGGUCGCAGUGAUCCCCGCGGGCUAGGGGAGUCUGUACUCCCCUCCCCCCCCCACACAGGAGCAUCGGCUGGGUGAGACCAGCGAAUGACAGGCAGAUCGACUUCUAAUGAGAAUUCCCUAUUCCGAUCGGCCCAAAUCUCUACGAAGCAUUUUGCGAUGAUUUCGAAUGUUGCGGAGUUGCUGCAAAAUGACGCGCUCAUUUUUCUGUAUUAAUGAUUGCCCAAGAACAUUGUGGAUGAAGUUGUUGCAAUAAGCACUAUCUUGUCUGCUGCAAUAGUUUAGUUUUUUAUUACGCAAUCGUUCAGUUUCAAAUUUUUCGAUUUAGUGAUGUCAAGCCGUAUAACAUCCGCACGUGAUGUCCAAUAUUAGACCAUUGAUGACGGUCAGAAGAAAAAAUGAAAACCAGUUUGGCUGGCGCUCCCUAGGGCUCAAUGUUGUCAGGACCAUAUGUAUUUGCUGUAUGUAUUUGUGUGCGUGUGACUGGUUGUCUGUACCCACCGAUGUCUGUCUUUCUAGAUGAAUAAAAUGUUUGAAUGUGA
Molecule: messenger RNA, 3607 nt
Organism: Pollicipes pollicipes
Lineage: Eukaryota; Metazoa; Arthropoda; Thecostraca; Pollicipedomorpha; Pollicipedidae
Gene: Rift
Product: Riboflavin transporter
Exons: 3
Coding region: 442-1824 (460 amino acids)
Biological process (GO): riboflavin transport
Cellular component (GO): plasma membrane
Molecular function (GO): riboflavin transmembrane transporter activity
Source: RefSeq, a predicted model, not a curated record